Gamsiella multidivaricata is the source of this 1942-nucleotide messenger RNA. RefSeq lists its product as uncharacterized. The transcript is spliced from 8 exons. The coding region runs from base 98 to 1903 and encodes 601 amino acids. Gene Ontology annotation, molecular function: phosphatidylinositol binding; ubiquitin binding. The record is from RefSeq and is a predicted model, not a curated record. NCBI's taxonomy places the organism in Eukaryota, Fungi, Mortierellomycota, Mortierellomycetes, Mortierellales, Mortierellaceae. Gene Ontology annotation, cellular component: ESCRT-0 complex. Gene Ontology annotation, biological process: protein transport to vacuole involved in ubiquitin-dependent protein catabolic process via the multivesicular body sorting pathway.
GACUUCACCACGUCCACCCCUCUCCCUCUCCCAUUCUCACAUCUCAACCAUUCCUCGCAUAAGCUCUCAUCGUCGCCAAGGAAAGAGAUAGCGCACCAUGUUCAGAAACAUAAACCCUUUUGACGACAUUGUCGCCAAUGCAACAAGCGAGAGUCUGACAUCCGAGAACUGGGAUCUCAUUCUCACCAUCUGCGAAAAAGUGAAUCGUUCAGGAGACAACUCAGGCCGCGAUUGUCUGGCAGCGAUUCAAAAACGACUCAGCAACAAGAAUGCCAACGUAAUUCUCUACUCACUAACUCUUUGCGAGUCGCUUGCCAAGAACUGCGGAUUGAAGGCUCAGCGAGAGAUCUCCUCGCGCGCUUUCACAACCCUCCUCGUCAAGAUCCUGAAUGAAAAGACAACCCACCCAGCUGUACGACAGAGGAUAUUGGAACUUAUUCAACAAUGGGCAUUUGAGUUCCGCGCAGACCCUUCGCUCGGAAUCAUGGAUGAAACAUACCAGCAGCUGCGCACGCAAUCCAAAUUCAAAUUUCCUUCACCACAGAAACCCAAGAAGGAACUCAAGAGCGAAGCAGAUAAGCGUAAGGAGGAAGAGGAACUUCAGUUGGCACUGGCACUGUCCCUGUCUGCUAGCGAGCACUCUGAGAGGAGACCGAGCUCUAAAUCAGCACAGCAUCCAGAGGUCGCAGCUGCGCCAGUGAAACGUGUGCGCGCUCUGUAUGAUUUUGAACCGACGGAGAGUGGGGAACUUGGAUUUCAGAAGGACGACGUUAUUGUCGUUUUGGCCACAUCGUAUCAGGACUGGUGGAAGGGAGAACUGUAUGGCCGCCAAGGAAUCUUCCCUGUGAACUAUGUCGAGGAAAUCAAAGAAGGAGAACCAAGCCAGAAUGGAGGAGUUGGGGAUGAUGAGGCACAAGUGCUACAUGAGGCCAAGAAUAUCGAUAACCUGCUUCAGAUGCUCCAGAGUGUUGAUCCUAGGGUCGACAACUUUUUAGAGAACGAUGUUUUACAGGACGCAUACAACAAUGUCCUUGGAAUCAGACCUAGACUGGUCGAGAUGAUCAAGAUGCAUGGGGAAAAGAAGGAUGAGAUGAUGCUCCUGAACGAAAAGCUGGCGAGGGCACGGUCGACCUACGAAAAAAUGAUGGAGCAGUCGAUCGCCAAAUACAGCAAUCCAGCCUACAGCGCCUACCAACCGCAGCUUCCCUAUGCUUCCAAUCCUGUCUCGAACUACUAUGCCCCAACUCAACCUGGAUUGCCUGGCCAGAACGGCGUGAACUACUCGACUGCGCCUCAGCCAUCACCAUAUGGCCCCGCUCCAGUUCAAGGACAUGCACCACCAGCACCAUAUCAGCAGGAAUCUCAGUACACUCAAUCUCAGUAUGCUCCUUACACUCCACAGCUGCCACAGCCGCAGCCCCAGCAGUUGCAGUCCCAACCUCAUCUUCAGGGUCAGCAGCAGCCGCUCACUUUUGAUCAGGCAUAUACGAACCAGGGCCCAGUCCAGUCGCAAUCUUCUGUGGACUAUGGAGUCAAUGGUAUCCACCAGCAACAACAGCAACCGCAGCAGGCAUCGCAGCCCAUUCAGCAGCAACAGCUAUCGCCAGUGCAGACAUUCCAAGGAUACCAGCAGCAGCCUACCACGAAUGAUUUUGCUAACCAGCAACCGCAUCAACAGCAGCAACCGCAUCAACAGCAGCAACCGCAUCAACAGCAGCAACCGCAUCAACAGCAGCAACCGCAUCAACAGCAGCAACAGCAGCAGCCAUCGUUUGCCCCUCAGCAACCGACUCAUUCAGAUGGUCAGGGCAUGUAUGCCCCACAGCCUCCAACGCCCUUUGUGCAGCAAGCAAACGGAUACACCCCUCAACCCCAGUUUGCUGCUGCACCAUCCUUCCAAUAGUUAACAGUCAUUAGCACGACAAUAAAAAGAAUAUCAUUC